AUGUUGUUUCUCCCUUGCCGUGCAUCUGCUUCUUGUGAUCAAGUGGAUCGCGACGCACUCUUAUCCUUCGAUUUUAAGGCCUCAUCACCAUUGAAUUGGUCUGCUUCCUCAGACUGUUGCUUUUGGGAAGGAAUAAUCUGUGGUCCAGAUGAUCGAGUCCUGCAUCUGUGGUUGCCUGGGAGAGGCUUAAGCGGUUCAGUCUCUCCAGCUAUCACCAACCUCACUUAUCUCACCCACCUCAAUCUUUCGCACAAUAGCCUGUUUGGUCUACUCCCGGAUGGCUUGUUCUCCUCCCUCUUUAGCCUCCAAGUUCUAGACUUAAGCUUCAAUCGUCUCAACGGCCAGUUACCAAAUUCACCUACUGAAGCCAGCAAGCUUGAGAUUGUAGACUUGUCCAGCAAUUACUUCAAUGGAACAAUCCCAUCUGUGGCUUCUGACUCUCUAUCCUUUUUCAAUGUCAGCAAAAAUAGCCUUGCUGGCUCCAUUCCUAUCUCUGUUUUCUGCAAAAAUAGCAGCAACCACAACAACCUCACCUUUUUAGAUGUAUCCUUCAACAGAUUUACUGAUCCAAUUCCCACUGGCCUUGCCUCUUGUUCCAAGCUCCAGAUUUUCCGUGCAGGCUUCAAUGCUCUGUCUGGUCGUCUCCCUGAUGACAUUUUUAGCCUUGCUGAUCUCCAACAGCUUUCCCUACCCUUCAACCGCUUAUCAGGAAACAUUGGCAAUGGCAUUGUAGGAUUAACCAGUCUGAAGAUCCUGGAGCUCUACUCAAACCAAUUCGUGGGGAAUAUACCCACCCAAAUUGGUAGCCUUGUCAUGUUGGAGGAUCUGGUCCUCCACAGUAACAACCUCACAGGUGCGUUACCUCCAUCUCUCAACAACUGCACAAAUCUAUCCACCUUGAGUUUGCGUGAUAACAACUUAACAGGAGACCUCUCUGCCUUCAAUUUCUCUACGUUCCAAUUCCUCACCACACUUGACCUUGGCAACAAUAACUUCACUGGUAAGUUACCGCAAAGUCUCUACUCGUGCAAGUCAUUGACAGCAAUUAGAUUGGACAGCAAUAAUCUCCAAGGGCAGAUAUUACCUGAAAUAGUUGCAUUAGAAUCCCUUGCUUUCCUCUCCAUCUCUAACAACAACUUUACCAACGCCACCGGGGCCUUUAUGGUUCUAAUGGGUUGCAAGAAUCUCACCACUCUGGUCCUCACCAAGAGUUUUCUGUUGGAACCUUUGCCAAAUGAUGAAAGCCUGGCAGACCUAGAUGGAUUUGACAAACUCCAAGUUCUUGCUAUGGGUGGUUGCAAGUUUACAGGUCAAGUGCCCACCUGGAUAGCCAAGCUUAAGAAUCUUCAAGUCUUGGACCUGUCAUAUAACCUUAUAACCAGCACUGUUCCAGGUUGGUUGGGUAGUCUACCCAAGCUGUUCUACAUGGACUUGUCCAAUAACCUCCUUACUGGAUCAUUCCCUGGGGAGCUCUGCGGAAUGCCAUCUUUGACAUCAAAAGAGGCCAACGAAAAAGUGGAACAAAGUUUUCUAGAGUUACCAGUUACUGUGAUGUCCAAAAAUGGUACUAAUCAGCAAUACAAGCAGUUCUCUCAACUUCCCCGAGCACUAUACCUUGGUUGGAAUAGCCUCAGUGGCAAUAUCCCUAUUGAGAUUGGUCAAUUGAAGUUUCUUCAAGUGAUCGAUCUUAGCCAUAAUAACUUCUCUGGUAGCAUCCCAGAUCAGAUGUCAAACCUAUCUAACCUAGAGAAAUUGGAUCUCUCGUAUAACCAUCUAUCUGGUGCAAUCCCUGCUUCCCUUACAGCUCUGAAUUUCCUUUCUUUCUUCAGUGUUGCAUACAAUGAUCUUCAGGGUUUUGUACCAUCUGGGGGUCAGUUCAAUACUUUUACCAUCUCCAGCUUUGAAGGAAAUACAAGAUUAUGUGGCUAUCAAACUGCGCAGCUAUCUUGCCUUCGCCUUCUAAGUCCUGCAAUCCCUCCUGUAUCUUCAGGUACUCAGAGAUCUUCAGAUAAGACUCUAAGUGCACUCAUCUUUGGGAUCACUUUCGGCAUUUUCUUGGUUUAAAUUUUGUUAUUGGUAUUAGCAUUGAUGAGUAAUGACAACAAAUUCCAUUACUAAGUUGGUGUAAGAAAAAGAAUAGUUCUUCACUGGAAUAAGAAGUAGAAUUCUUCAGUGCGUGUAUGUGAUAAAACCUGUUAUUGGUAUUA
Fragaria vesca subsp. vesca is the source of this 2207-nucleotide messenger RNA. RefSeq names its product tyrosine-sulfated glycopeptide receptor 1-like. Gene Ontology annotation, biological process: hormone-mediated signaling pathway. The record is from RefSeq and is a predicted model, not a curated record. NCBI's taxonomy places the organism in Eukaryota, Viridiplantae, Streptophyta, Magnoliopsida, Rosales, Rosaceae. Gene Ontology annotation, cellular component: plasma membrane. The transcript has a single exon. Bases 1 to 2064 code for a protein of 687 amino acids. Gene Ontology annotation, molecular function: protein binding.